AUCACCGUCCUUUUAUUUCCAAAACUUAACCAACCCCCCUCAUAGUUAUUUACAUCAACUUCUUGUUUGGCAUUGAUUUUAACACUGGACAGUUAGGUUCAAUGACCAUCAUAGUCAAGGCCACGCAGUAGCAGCAAGAAAUAUUGUUAGAUCACACAACUGCAAUGCCAAUGCAUUAAACCAAUGCAUAGGCAGCCAACAACAAGCAAGCAUCACAACGAUCGAUUCAACCAAAGCAUUGCGCCAAUGCAUAAACACACAACAACAAGCAAGCAUGGCACAAUGCAUAAACGCACAACAACAAACAAGACACACUGGGCAUUGAUGUAAAUGCAUGGUAGUGGAGACCGGGCAACGCAGGCAUAGCAUAACAACAAAGACCAUGCAUGACAGUGAACCAUCGUUCGAUGAUGGCAAAGCGAAGGCAUCAAAGACAAAAUUUAUAACUGUUUCGUGUGACAACAAAAAGGCUUGGGCAUAGAAGGUCUAAGAUCACGUGACAUGCUGCGAGGCUAUAAAAAGGAAAAAUCCUAUUAGAAGUUCUUGCAGUUUGUGAAGUGAACUACAGCGAAGAAGACAGAUUCCCAAAAAUUAAUAAUGGACCAACCUACCCAACCAUUACGUACAAAGGCUUUUUACAAGCAUCAAUACCAGCUUGUGGAAUCCCUUAAACCCUGCUCCGUUGUGCUCACGAGGUUGGAAGAAAAGGAAACGCAUGCACUGCGGAACAAGAACGCAGGGUCCAGUCCUACCCCUAAGCCAUCUAAAAGGGCCAACACCACCAAGCCCAAAAAGAGUAGGCUCCCCAGCCAAAAGAAGAUGCGGCGUGAUGUACCAUCCUCAUCACCGGUAGUAGUCGAGACUAUCGUCAUCUCAUCUGACGAUGAGUUACCAUCCACCCCGCCUCGAAGGCCACCUGUGGUACACGACUACCCGGUCACCCCCCCUCCUACAGUGUCACCCAUGGCAGCCGGAGACACCAUACCCGACUUACCACCGACGCCAGGUCGCACACUUUUUAUGACCAUGGGAUUUCCACCGGCGACCGUACGCAACGUAGGUUUGGAUCUGUCCCCUCGGUAUGCACCGGACUCGGAUUCGGAGACCGAAUGCUACCAACCACAUAUUAAUCGCCGGUUGGAGCAGGUGAGAAGCCCGAAACCCCCGACAGUAUCCAGUGUGGUGGUCGUACCGGUAACCUCGGAAAAAUCGGUUGAGGACAUCCAAUUUGAAUGCCGGGAAAUGCUACCAGAGGAAGUUAGGAGCGAAUUACAGCCGUGUCUACGAGAUGCUCUUCGCCGCUGGAUACCUCACCACCAACACAAGCGGGUUUUUACCAUUGGCGGGAGAAAGCUCCGGGUCCACGUCAAUCGACAAGGGAAAAUUUUUGUGCGGAUGUUGUGAAGGCAGCCGGCUCGUUUAGAGAGGGGAGGCAGUGUGACGACGAAAGUCAUUUCAUUUGUUUUCGUCCCCACUUUGUUGUUGAAUUUUAAAAUUUAUUUGUGUAAAGAAAGAGUUGUUAUUUAAAUAUGAAUUUCCAAAAAAAUCACCGUCCUUUUAUUUCCAAAACUUAACCAACCCCCCUCAUAGUUAUUUACAUCAACUUCUUGUUUGGCAUUGAUUUUAACACUGGACAGUUAGGUUCAAUGACCAUCAUAGUCAAGGCCACGCAGUAGCAGCAAGAAAUAUUGUUAGAUCACACAACUGCAAUGCCAAUGCAUUAAACCAAUGCAUAGACAGCCAACAACAAGCAAGCAUCACAACGAUCGAUUCAACCAAAGCAUUGCGCCAAUGCAUAAACACACAACAACAAGCAAGCAUGGCACAAUGCAUAAACGCACAACAACAAACAAGACACACUGGGCAUUGAUGUUAAUGCAUGGUAGUGGAGACCGGGCAACGCAGGCAUAGCAUAACAACAAAGACCAUGCAUGACAGUGAACCAUCGUUCGAUGAUGGCAAAGCGAAGGCAUCAAAGACAAAAUUUAUAACUGUUUCGUGUGACAACAAAAAGGCUUGGGCAUAGAAGGUCUAAGAUCACGUGACAUGCUGCGAGGCUAUAAAAAGGAAAAAUCCUAUUAGAAGUUCUUGCAGUUUGUGAAGUGAACUACAGCGAAGAAGACAGGUGAGUCAGAGUGGUGAAAAGAUAGGAAAACUGUAAGAGGUGUUCAUAAGCCCUUCGGUAACUCGCGUUCUCGAGCUAGAGUUUAACCCCUUGAGGUGUCGUAAAGCCCUUGGGUUCUUCGGGUUUCUUCGUAUUUCAUCCCCUUGAGGUGUCAUAAAGCCCUUGGGUUCUUCGGGUAUUGACCUCUUGAGGUGUCGUAAAGCCCUUGGGUCUUCGGGUCUAUUCGCUUCUAAACCCUUGAGGUGUCGUAAAAGCCCUUGGGUUCUUCGGGAAUUAAGCCCUUGAGGUGUCGUAAAGCCCUUGGGUCCUUCGGGCUUCGUCGUUAUUAACCCCUUGAGGUGAUAAAGCCCUUGGGUUCUUCGUAUUUCAUCCCCUUGAGGUGUCGUAAAGCCCUUGGGUUCUUCGCUUCUAAACC
Molecule: messenger RNA, 2540 nt
Organism: Musca domestica (house fly)
Lineage: Eukaryota; Metazoa; Arthropoda; Insecta; Diptera; Muscidae
Product: formin-like protein 1
Exons: 2
Coding region: 598-1404 (268 amino acids)
Source: RefSeq, a predicted model, not a curated record